AUGUAUGCAAAAUGUGGCGCCAUUGUUGAUGCAAUGAAGGUAUUCAAUGGAAUGGAGUUUCAUGAUCAAGUAUCAUGGACUUCAAUCAUAUCUGGGCUUUCACAAAAUGGACAGGGAAAAGAAGCCAUUUCUUUAUUCAAACAAAUGUUGAGAACACAAAUUAUUCCCAAUUGUUUCACUUAUGUUAGCGUUAUUAGCAGUUGUACAAAACAAGAAUCAGUAUCCAAAUGCAGUGAGUUGCUUCAUGCUCAUGUUAUAAAACUCGGGCAUGAAAACAACAAGUUUGUAAUAAGCUCUCUCAUUGAUAAUUAUUCAAAAUGUGGAAAGAUGGAUAAAGUUGUGAUGCUAUUUGAAGCAUGUAUAAUAAAAGAUUCUAUUCUUUUAAACUCUAUGAUCUCAGCAUACUCCCAUAACCUUUUAGGUGAAGAAGCUCUUAAACUUUUCAUGAAAAUGCAUAACGAAAACGUGAGUGUAAGCCAACAUUCUUUGACCAGUAUUUUGGAUGCUUGUGGGGCGUUGACUGUUCUCCAACAAGGAAAACAAAUCCACGCUUUGGUAACAAAAACGGGUUCAGAUCAAAACACUUUUGUAAUCGGUGCUUUGAUUAACAUGUACUCAAAAUGUGGUAACAUUAAUGAAGCUAGUCAUGUAUUUAAUCAAACAGUUCACAAGAACAACAUAUUAUGGACAUCGAUGAUGUCAGCAUACGCACAAAGUGGUAGAGGUCUAGAUGCUUUGGAAAUCUUUGAUCAUUUAGUAAUGGAAAAAGAAAUAGAUUUUACCCCAGAUCAUGUAUGUUUCACUGUUGUGUUGACUGCUUGUAAUCACUCAGGGCUUCUAGAAAAGGGUGUUGAGUAUUUUGAGAAGAUGAGAUCAUACAAUUUGGCUCCUGAGAUUGAUCAAUACGCGUGUUUGAUUGAUCUGUAUGCGAGAAAAGGUGAUCUUGAAAGUGCACGCAAGGUGUUUGAUGAAAUGCCAUUUGAAGGAAAUGCUGUGAUGUGGAGUUGUUUUUUGAGUUGUUGUAAAGAGUAUGGGAAUGUGGAGUUGGGGAGAGAGGCUGCUUAUAAGUUGUUUGAACUUGAACCAUGUAGUCCUGUGCCUUAUUUGAUUUUAGCAGAUAUAUGUGGUGCAGCUGGUUUAUGGAGUGAAGUUGGGAAUAUAAGGAAGAUGAUGAGUGAAAAUGGAGUGAGAAAAUGUGUUGCAGGGUGGAGUUGGGUUGAGGUGGAUAAUGAAGUUCAUGUUUUUUGUGUGGGGGAUUUGUCUCAUGUUCGAUCGGAUGAUAUUUAUUUAGAAUUAGAAAAGGUUAGUUUGGAGAUGAUGAGUGAAUGUAGCAAACAAUAUAACAUUUUGAUUAGUGAAUCUUGA
Lactuca sativa (garden lettuce) is the source of this 1365-nucleotide messenger RNA. RefSeq names its product pentatricopeptide repeat-containing protein At2g13600-like. Gene Ontology annotation, biological process: RNA modification. NCBI's taxonomy places the organism in Eukaryota, Viridiplantae, Streptophyta, Magnoliopsida, Asterales, Asteraceae. The record is from RefSeq and is a predicted model, not a curated record. Gene Ontology annotation, molecular function: RNA binding; protein binding.